Phyllopteryx taeniolatus (common seadragon) is the source of this 2029-nucleotide messenger RNA. RefSeq names its product aldehyde dehydrogenase 6 family, member A1 (gene aldh6a1). The coding region runs from base 119 to 1696 and encodes 525 amino acids. NCBI's taxonomy places the organism in Eukaryota, Metazoa, Chordata, Actinopteri, Syngnathiformes, Syngnathidae. The record is from RefSeq and is a predicted model, not a curated record. Gene Ontology annotation, biological process: thymine catabolic process; L-valine catabolic process. The transcript is spliced from 12 exons. Gene Ontology annotation, cellular component: mitochondrion. Gene Ontology annotation, molecular function: malonate-semialdehyde dehydrogenase (acetylating, [NAD(P)+]) activity; methylmalonate-semialdehyde dehydrogenase (acylating, NAD+) activity.
GCCCCGCCCAUGCAUAAGUAACUAAAUAAAAAGGAAGCAAUUGUUAAGCGCGAUCGUCCUUUGGCCAGCCUCUGCUCACCUGUGAAGUGAACUCACCUGCACAGACAUCAUCUCCACCAUGGCCUCCUUGGCUUUAAGAUCAGCAAUCAAAACUAAGGUCCCAUUUAAAGCUGGCCGCAUGUGCUACUCCUCCUCUACGCCCACCACUAAGCUGUUCUUAGAUGGGAAGUUUGUUGAAUCUAACACUCCGGAAUGGAUCGAUAUUCACAAUCCUGCGACCAAUGAGGUGAUUGCCCGUGUACCCAAAGCCACGCAACAGGAAAUGUCUGCCGCCGUCGACUCCUGCGCCAGAGCCUUCCCCUCCUGGUCCGAGACCUCCAUCUUAGCUCGGCAGCAGGUCUUUCUGCGCUAUCAGCAGCUCAUCAAGGACAACAUUAAAGAACUUGCCAAGUCCAUCACCGUGGAACAAGGGAAAACCCUUGCAGAUGCAGAGGGGGAUGUGUUCAGGGGAUUGCAGGUCGUGGAACACGCCUGCAGCAUCACCUCUCUGAUGCUUGGUGAAACUCUGCCCUCCAUCACCAAGGACAUGGACACGUACACGUACCGGCUGCCCCUCGGCGUAUGCGCCGGCAUCGCCCCGUUUAAUUUCCCUGCCAUGAUCCCUCUGUGGAUGUUUCCCAUGGGAAUGGUGUGCGGCAACACGUACAUCCUGAAACCUUCUGAGAGGGUGCCAACGUGCGCCAUGCUGAUGGCCAAGCUGCUGCAGGAUGCUGGCGCUCCCGACGGAACCCUCAACAUCAUCCACGGACAACAUGACGCUGUGAACUUUAUUUGUGACCAUCCGACCAUCAAGGCCAUCAGCUUCGUUGGCUCCAAUCAGGCCGGCGAGUACAUUUAUGAGAGGGGCUCCAAAAAUGGCAAGAGAGUACAGUCCAACAUGGGAGCAAAGAACCACGGCGUGGUGAUGCCUGAUGCCAACAAGGAGAACACUCUGAACCAAGUGGUGGGGGCUGCGUUUGGGGCCGCCGGUCAGCGCUGCAUGGCUCUGUCCACGGCCAUCCUGGUUGGCGAGGCUCGCGGCUGGCUGCCUGAGCUGGUGGAGCGCACCAAGGCUCUGCGUGUUAAUGCAGGAGACCAACCUGGUGCAGAUGUGGGGCCCCUGAUCUCCCCACAGGCCAAGCAAAGAGUCUGCAGUCUGAUCCAGAGCGCCGUGGAGGAGGGCGCUAAGGUGCUCCUGGACGGCCGACGCGUUAAAGUAACGGGUUACGAGGACGGCAACUUUGUGGGUCCGACCAUCAUUGGAGACGUCACACCUCAGAUGAAGUGUUACACUGAGGAGAUUUUCGGACCCGUGCUAGUUGUCCUUGAGGCCGACACUUUAGAUGACGCCAUCCAUUUGGUCAACACCAAUCCCUACGGCAACGGCACCGCCAUCUUCACUUCAAAUGGCGCCACGGCUCGCAAAUACACACACAAGGUGGACGUGGGCCAGGUCGGAGUCAAUGUUCCCAUCCCUGUGCCACUGCCCAUGUUCUCCUUCACUGGUUCGAGAGGAUCCUUCAGAGGCGACAUGAACUUCUAUGGAAAACAAGGCAUCCAGUUCUACACACAGAUCAAAACCAUCACUUCCCAGUGGAAAGCUGAGGAUGCUACACUUAAGAGUCCUGCGGUUACCAUGCCAACGAUGGGCCGCUAGAUAACCCGUAGUGACCACUUGAUCUGCAAACAUCUCGGAAAAAUUACGACUGCUCAGUGACUCGAUGGUACUUAAUAAACAGUAGACGAUAUACGAAUUCUAGGAGUAUUAAGGCACUCUGUAAAUGUAUCACCACACUCGAGUCGAUACUUUUACUACCUGCUGACAGAAGAAGUAUUGGGACACCUGACCAUUACGCCUACAGGAACCGAAAAUACGAAACUGGUGUUCAGUGAUCCUUUGCAGAUUCACCAUUCGUGAAUAGGUAACCUGGAGAUUUGUUUUCUGUAGAACUUAACUAAAAACUAAUUAACAAUGUUUGCUGGAAAAACA